Messenger RNA from Anguilla rostrata (American eel), 5044 nucleotides. RefSeq names its product sterol regulatory element-binding protein 2-like. The coding region runs from base 364 to 3894 and encodes 1176 amino acids. Gene Ontology annotation, molecular function: protein dimerization activity; RNA polymerase II cis-regulatory region sequence-specific DNA binding; DNA-binding transcription factor activity, RNA polymerase II-specific. NCBI's taxonomy places the organism in Eukaryota, Metazoa, Chordata, Actinopteri, Anguilliformes, Anguillidae. The record is from RefSeq and is a predicted model, not a curated record. The transcript has 20 exons. Gene Ontology annotation, biological process: positive regulation of cholesterol storage; positive regulation of transcription by RNA polymerase II. Gene Ontology annotation, cellular component: nucleus.
CACUGAGUGACAGCAAAAUCAAAAUGACUUUAAUCCAUGACGUACAGUCAGACCAUGCUAUCGGGAGCUUUUCGGUUGGAUGGUAGUAUCCGGUCGUAUGACAACAACAUGCACGCUUAAACCAAUCGAGAACGCUGCUGAAGUAAAUGUUUGUAAGUUGCGUCAUUGACGGUGAAUCAAACGUGCUUUUCAAGUCGUUGCAAAGGUGGAAAUGGGUCCUGCAAAAAGUCUCGGAAUGUUCACUGUUUUCUUCCCAAUGGGACACGUUUCUUAAAACUCAAAGACCACACAGACUCACUCGGCGCUGUGCCAGAUCUUAAUGUUGUUCUGAAAAGAAGUAUUGGAUAAGAAAGACGGGCGAAGAUGGAUGGUGGCGAAUAUUUAAUGUCAGCAGAAAACAUGGAUCCGACGUUGUCAGAACUUGGAGUGGAGUUUACUUUAGGUGACAUUGAUGAAAUGCUCCAGUUUGUCACCCACCAAGUAGAUGACCUUUUAGAAGACCAGAAUGCACUGGGUUGUGUCCAAGGCAGUGGGCUGGGAGCCCUGCAACAAGUCUCUCAAUCGCCAGCACAGACCUUCCAAACCAGCCCCUCUGUGCACACCCCCCACACUGUCCGCCUCACUUCCCCUCAGACCCCCGCCCGAGUGUUCUCUGCACAGCCCCACCCCCGCGCCCCACCCCUGCUCCAGCCAAAGCCCUGGCCCGUCCCACAGGUCCAGGUGCAGCAGGCCCAGGUCCAAACUCACGUCCUGCCCAUGAGCUCUCCAGGCCUGCCAGGCCAGGCCCAGGCCCACGGUCUCCCGGUGCAAACUCUGGCCCAGAGGGUGCUGUUCACACCUGGCCUGACCAGCGGCUCCCAGUCCCAUUUCAUCCACAACUCCCUCAUCUGCCACCAGAACCCUGCGCCUGGUUUCCAAGUCCUCCAACCACAGAUGCAGAAUAUUGUGACCUCACCCCACGUCCAGCCAAUGGCAUUUCAGCAUCAGAGUGUCCUGACGCCAUCGGGCCAGGCCAUCCAGACGCUGACCACAGCCCAACCGGCAAUGCAGGCCAUGUCACCACAAGUCCAACAGAUUCUGAUCCACCAGCCCCAGAUGAUAAAUGCAGAUUCCCUGGUGCUGACCACUCUGAAACCCAAUGUGACGCAGGUUCUGUCCAGCGUGCAGAACCCAACCGGUAUCGCCGGUUUCACAGGCCCCAUCCAGACUUCUGCCCUGCAAGUUCCAACCCUAUUUGGUGGCAGUGUUCUAACCACCAUGCCGAUGAUGAUGGGGGGCGGAGACACGGUGCCAGUCAAUCAGCUGUCUCAAGGGACACCGCUGUGCGGGAACAUGGCGUACAUUGGACAGGAGCAGGGGGCGGGCUUAGGGAUGGGGAUGGGGAUUGUGGCGGGGCCAGGGGUGAAGGAGGGAGAGAGCAGGUCCACUCACAACGUCAUCGAGAAGAGGUACCGCUCGUCCAUCAACGACAAGAUCAUGGAGCUGAGAGACCUGGUCAUGGGCAACGAUACCAAGAUGCAAAAGUCGGGGGUUCUGCGGAAGGCCAUUGACUACAUUAAGUACAUGCAGCAGGUCAACCAGAGGCUGCGGCAGGAAAACCUGGCCCUCAAGGUGGCCGGCCGGAAGAACAAAGGGGAGGUUCACGGGGCAGUGACGUCCCCCCCAGCCUCCUCCUCAGGCUCCAGCUCCCCCCGGAGGAUCUCCCCCCCCUGCACCAGCGCAGAGUCAGAGAGACCCCUGCUGGCACAGGAGCAGAAGAGUGAGCCGGACUCGGAGGGAGUGAUGGAUCGCUCUCGUCUCCUCCUCUGCGCUCUCACCAUCCUCUGCCUCUCCCUGAACCCGCUUCCCUCGCUCCUGGGGUCCAGGGCCCCGGCUGGGCCCAACUGGAGCUCAGUAGAGACGGGACACGGACCCUCCAGAACCACGUUUGGCCUACCUGGCCAAUCCCAGAACCUUGCGGGCUGGCUGUGGGCGCUGCUGCCCUGGGUGGCCGCGUGGGCGCUGAGCUGCGUGGGGGCGCUGUGGGGCUGCGUCCGGGUGCUGUGCCUCUGGGAGCCCGUCACCCCGCUCCACUCGCCCAGGUCCGUCUGCUUCUGGAGGCACUGCAGGCAGGCCGAGCUGCAGCUCCACAGGGGUGACUACGCAGCUGCAGCUGCCAGCCUGCAGUCCUGCCUCUCUGACCUGUCCAGAGAGCUUCCGCUCUCCUCAUUUGACCUCGCCUGCUCCCUCUGCUGGAACGUGAUUCGCUACUGCCUGUACUGGCCGGCUCCACUGCGCUGGCUGGGUCUGCAGAUUGGAGGGGGGCGCGAGGGGGAGGAGUCUCAAACCAGUUGCCGUGACGCUUCUCUCGCCUAUCACAGGCUCAGCCAGCUACAGCUUACGGGGCACCUGCCCCAGCACAGCAGCCUGUGGGCUCUGUCCCUGUCCCUCAGCGCGGUCAACCUGAGCGAGAGCGCCCGCGGGAGGGUGGCCCCGGCCCUGAGGACUGAGAUCUACGCGACCGCGGCCAUCGCGCUGCGCUGCGCCCUGGGGCCCCGGCCCCUCUGCCUGCCUGGUUACCUGCUGAGCUGUGCAGAGAGUGUGGCCUUUUCCUCUUCAGACAACACUCCGCUCCCCGAUUGGCUGCACUGGCUCUUUACGCCACUGGGAAAGUGGUUCUUCCUGAGUUGUGAUUGGUCCGUGAAAUUCAGUAGCCGAGAGGAGGUGUACACUUCUCAGAGAGGACCAGCCGACCCCAUCGCCCAGCUGCACGGCUGCUUCUGCGAGGAGCUGCUGGAGCGAGCCGUGCUCGCCCUCGUCCAGCCCGCGUUCGGAGGGGUCCCGGACGCCAGGCGAGAGGACCACAGGGAGUUUGUGGGUGCCAUGGAGUAUCUCCAGCUGUUGAGCAGCUGUACAGAAGACUCACUCUGUCCCUCUAGCCCUGUCCCUCACCCAGCCAAUCACAGCUCUACUGCAGUUGUAGACCCCGUGUGUCGGUGGUGGGCGUUGGCCCUGAAGGCAGCCGUCCAUUGGCUGCAGGGUGACGAUGCGGCGGUGAGGUCAUUGCUGGCUGAGGUGGAGCUCAUGCCCAAAACCCUGCGUGCACUGAAUCACCCUUUGCCCAAAGCUGUGCAGCAGCUGUGCAGGGCUGUGGAUCUGAGUCUGGAGGGGGAGGGGGCCCUGGGCUGCCUGUCCCACUGCGACCGGGCCAGCGGCCACCUGAGGGCCAGCAUCUCUGUGAGCCACGCCCAGCCAGGGAACUGGCUCACCAAGGGGGUGGAGCUCCUGGUGUGUGACCUCUUGCUGACCCUGAGGACCACAGCGUGGCAGCGAGGAGGUGGCCCCGUUGGUGAGCCUGGCCCCGCCUCCGGUUCCCAAUUGGCUGGAUUUCAGGCGGACCUCAGCUCUCUGCGCAGACUGGGACAGUGCUACAGGCAGGCGCAGCAUAAGGUGUUCCUGCACGAGACCACGGUGAGGCUGAUGGCGGGGGCCAGCCCCACCCGCACUCACCGCCUGCUGGAGCACCGCCUGAGACGCCGCGGACCCCGCCCCGGGGAAACUACAGGAGAGGACUGCGUGCCCGGGGAGAGGGAGAGGGCCCACGCCAUCCUGCUGGCCUGCCGCCACCUGCCCCUGCCCCUGCUGACCCCCCCGGGGCACCGCGCCCGCCUGCUGGCGGAGGCCAGCCGCACGCUGGAGCGGUAUACUCCACGUAUGCAGUCAGAGAUUCCAAGCAAGAUUGCACACUCUUGGGUUACGGAUCAGCUGAAGUCCAACUGUCUGUAUGCCAGCCGAACCACCCGCCACUCUUAUGGUUAUUUCAGUGGACCAUACCAGAGUCGGGCAUCUGCUGGUUUCCAUGAUGUUUUCAUCUUCCACACGGGAACUAUUUCCAGUUAUGUUGUUGGGUCUUGAUUAUUAACCCUUUCCCAUACAUGCACAUAUUACUGUGCAGGAGGCUUAAGAAACCAUUUGUAGUACAACCUGUGUGAAGCAUUACCAAAAUGUAUUAUUUAACUGUAUAUUAUGCAUCCAGGGCUGUACAUCUAUUAGGAGCUGACUCUGGAGAAACAAGUUGCACUGAACAUUUGCCGAAGUGUGCUGAAAAGCUGAAUUAGCAUUUAUUCACUGAACUGUUACACCCAGAUAAGCUUGGCACUGCGUAUGUGACGUUGUAUGUAGAAGUUAGUGAAAAAGCUGAAAUAUUUGAAACUUGAAACUGUAAAAACUGAAAUGUUUUAAGGACGUGUAAUGUUGGCCAGAUAACCAGCUCUAUCCAUCUAAAAACGGAGAAAUGAGGAAAAAAAUUAAAGAAAAAAAAACAUAAUUUGAUGCCACAGAUUAGGUAUGGAGCCAAAAAAUAGCCAGGGGUAUGCUGCAUGAUGUAGAUUUGCAAAGUAGCGGUUUACAAAUGACCUUCAUUCACAAAAAUGCUCAGAAAUGACUGUUAUCAUGUUUUAACUUCACUACAAUGCACUGCAUGCGAGAAGUAAUGCACUGAAGCACUGGUCUGCAUUGAUCUCAGAGAUUGUCUCCAUUCCUUAUUCCUGCCUGAGAGGUCAUGCUGGCAGGAAGUGUGUGUGGUGUAAAUAUGUACGAAUGAAAGAUGAGCUUUAAGGGUUUUACUUAACCUUUCCCUGCUGCUGCUGUCUGUAUCAAGGGACCAUUCUCCCAGUUCUGAUUUCUUUGUUCAUAUCUUGUUUGUCUUUUUGUUCUGCAUGAAAUGUUUUUUUUAAUUUUUUAAAUAAAGGCAUAUACUUAAAAAAAAUAUAUUUUAUCACGACUGGCAUAAAAGCAAGUACAUUUACACAAGCUGAUUGAUACUGGUAUGCAUUUUUGUAUUCCGAUAAUGUGUAUUUUCUCAUUGUAUAUAAUUCUCAUAACAGCUUGGCUUAUUUGCAGUACCAUCAUUUAUUGGUUUCUCAGUCUGUUGUCAAUAGAAACAGUGAUGUUAUGAAGUUACAGAGCAGAGCCUCUGUACCCUUAUGCCUCUGAUUUCCCUGUGUUUGCAGGUUCUGAUCGCAUUGGUGCUCUUUCUUUAUUAAUAAAAUAAUUUUACAAACCA